AGUAAAUAUGUAAAAUAGCUUCUUCUUCAGUGUACCCUUUUGCAGAAGACGAGAGAAUCAGAGACACAAUCUCUAAUCCAAACCCCCGAAACCCUAAUCCCAACAAUUUCCCCCUCUCUUCCUAAUCCCCAAUCCCCAAAAUUCACAUCCAUCGAUAAAGCUUGAAUCUUUUCUAGGUUUUUGAAGAGCCCAGUAAAAAAAAUGCUAGGCGGGCUCUACGGCGACCUCCCGCCGCCGUCGUCGGUGGACGAAGAAAACAAACCCACCAACUCCACGGUGUGGUCGAGCAGCACCAAAAUGGCGCCCCAGACUCUCCGCAAGCCCUCUUCGAUUUUCGCGCCACCGCAGACGAUCCUCAAAUCCCAGACCAAGCCCAAACCGUCGGCGAGCUCGGCGGUUUCCAAAAUCGCCGCGGCGUCUCCGGUGGCCGCGCCGGUGAUGCACAGCGACGUGUCGGUGCAGCCGGCGCUGGUGGGCGUCACGUCGACGGUGCUGGAGGAGUACGAUCCGGCGAGGCCGAAUGACUACGAGGAGUACCGGAGGGAGAGGAAGAAGAAGGCGAUGGAGGCCGAGGUGAGGAGAGAGCUCGAUCGGAGAAGACAGGAGGAGGAGGAGAAGGAGAGGAGAGAGAGGGAGGAGAGAGAAAGAGAAAGAGAGAGGGAUAGGGAUAGGGAUUUCGGAGAUUCGAGGCUGAACAUUUCCGGCGAGGAAGCGUGGAGGCGGAGGGCGGCGAUGAGUGGCUCAGCGGCGGUGCCGGAAGCUCCAAGGUCACCGUCUCCGCCGAGCAAUGCGGAUGGUUUUACUAUAGGAAAGUCGGAGAGUGGAGGAUUGGGUGUGGGAGCUGGAGGUCAAAUGACUGCAGCUCAGAGAAUGAUGGCGAAAAUGGGGUGGAAGCAGGGGCAGGGGCUUGGGAAGCUAGAGCAGGGGAUUACUACUCCUUUGAUGGCCAAGAAGACGGAUAGGAGAGCCGGGGUGAUUGUGAAUGCUAGUGAAACAAAGCCGGAGAAGAAGGCCAAGGGUGUCAAUCUUAAUGGGCCACCCACUCGGGUAUUGUUGCUUAGAAACAUGGUGGGACCGGGUGAGGUGGAUGACGAGUUAGAAGAUGAAGUAGCAUCAGAGUGUGCAAAGUAUGGUACAGUGACCCGGGUGCUCAUAUUUGAGAUAACAGAGCCAAACUUCCCAGUGGAUGAAGCAGUAAGAAUCUUUGUGCAGUUUGAGAGACCUGAAGAAACAACCAAAGCAUUGGUUGACCUUGAUGGUCGAUAUUUUGGAGGUAGAGUGGUCCGUGCCUCAUUCUAUGAUGAGGAGAGGUUUGGUAACAAUGAAUUGGCUCCAAUGCCAGGAGAAAUCCCUGGUUUCACUUGAUUUACAGAAUCUGUCUGCGAGUUAACUUUCCUUCAUCUGUAGAGUUACUAGAAAUACAAGGUAGUCUUGGAUUCACAUUGCCAUGGCUAGAGUUAGAAUGUUACUUGCUGGCAGUUGUGGCAUCCAAACUUGUAGUAGCUUUACUUUUGUGGACAUCAAGCUGAUGUAACUAUAACUAUAAACUACAUGAGGUGAAGCAAAUGUUAUAAUUGCGCAAAGCUCUAGUGCUUGACCAAUUUUGAUUGUGAAA
Rosa rugosa (rugosa rose) is the source of this 1615-nucleotide messenger RNA. RefSeq names its product DNA-damage-repair/toleration protein DRT111, chloroplastic. The record is from RefSeq and is a predicted model, not a curated record. Gene Ontology annotation, cellular component: precatalytic spliceosome. The transcript is spliced from 2 exons. The coding region runs from base 202 to 1365 and encodes 387 amino acids. Gene Ontology annotation, molecular function: RNA binding. Lineage: Eukaryota; Viridiplantae; Streptophyta; Magnoliopsida; Rosales; Rosaceae. Gene Ontology annotation, biological process: mRNA cis splicing, via spliceosome.